GCCGCCGAACACUUUGCCACUUUGGUUGUUCUUGUUCAUUCUUUCCACGCUCCACUCUCCGCUUUACCAAAGAUUUUUACAAUUGCCCAAUCUUAAACACUUUCGCUAUUUUUCUUCGAUUUCUUCUUUUCUCGAUCACUCUAAUUUGGUUCAAUUCAAUCUCAAUCUCAUUCUCAAACCCUAUUUUCGUUGUUUUCCAGAUGGUUUUUAAAUUAGGGUUUGGUUUAUCAAUUAUUUAGUAUAAAUAUUAUUUGAGGUUUUCGCUCAUGGCCUCUCGUCGUGAUUCUCAGCCUGGUGUAAGAAAGGUUACUACUUCUGAUGAUCAACACUUUGGUGAUACUGUUCCUAAUGAAGAUGAUGCAUUAAUCAACAAUGACGCUUUUGAAACUCAAGUUAUGGACUUUGAUUUUGAAACACAACCAAUAGAUUUAGACGAUGAAACGCAAAUUUUCGAACUUGCUGGUGAAACCCAACUUAUGGAUAAAUGCAAUUUAUUUGAGCAUAUGGAUACCCAAGUGCUAGAUGUGUUAGAUAACGAGGAUUGGGAGUGUACAAGUGAUAGACGAAGGGAUGAAGAUGAAGAAACUCAAUUAAUAGAUGAUUUGGACAAUGCCGAGUUGCAGGACACAGGUGGUAACCAAGUAACUCCCCUUGGGGAAAAUCGAAAUUCUUGUUUUCGCAAUGGUUAUGUUAAUGGGGCUAAAGAAGAAUCACUGCCUUCGGAUAAUAUAGCCCCGUGUUCUGGUUCUUUAAAAAGAGGAUUUCCCUCUGUUCGCACAGCUUCUUUACGGAAAGCUGGUCUUGCGGCACUUGAAAAAGCUUCAAAAAACAAUGGACCUAGUUCUACUAAUUUCAGCAGUGUAUCUUCUGAACUUCAUCCUUCUGAGAAUCAUCAGGAAAUAUCUAAUGUCAAGAAGGUUAGUUUAGAAAAUGAUUCAUCAGAUUACAAAGACAAAAGUUUAUUUGAUGGAAAGAAAAGCAAUGUUGCCAGACCUUUGGAAAGGUACCUAUUUGUGGAAGAGGAUGAUGCUGAAAUGGGAUCUGAUGAUGGCGUCAGGGAUAGAAGAGAAGACUUGUCUCAAUUACCUUGUGAUAAUGAUGCUGCUGGACUAAGCUAUGUAGAUUCGCAGGAGCCAGGAGAAUUAUCACAAGCUAAUGCUCUUGAAUUUGUUGACAAAUUCCUGAAAGUCAAUUUAUUUGAGUCAGAUCAAGGUGAAAAGUGCAAAAGUACUGCAAGUGAACUAGGAAAUCGUGGCUCUAUUGCAAAAGCUGCUAAAUCUGCUAGUCUUAGGAGCGAACUUGCUAAACCUUCAAUAUUUGAAUGGGACGACAACCUUGAGGAUGAAGGAGGUGGUGAGUUCUUCACUAAGACGAAAGAAGUACUUUUGGGGCAUAAAUCUUGCCCUAAACCACAAAGCUCCCGUCAUCAUGAAACUAGCGGAAGUCAAUCUCUUGGAAAAUUACGUAGUGAGAAAGAGCUACACAAUUUACAUGAAACCACGAUAGGCUUUCCUGAUUCUGACUUGAAGUCAGUGAAAGGUGGAAACAAAGUUAAAGUAAAAAAGAUGGAUAUAGUAAAGGAAAUAAAUUCAGGUCAGCAAUUAGCAGCCUUGCCGAAUAUUCAGUCAGUGGAUAUGCAAAAUGUGGGAAUCGACACACAGAUGGCUGCUGAAGCUAUGGAGGAACUUUCAGCUGGAAUUGCACUUCUGAAAAAUAAUAGUGGUGGGUCUGAUCAAGGUUGUCAAAGUAAUACUGGCCAGAGGCAGAAAGAAGCUAUAAAAAGUUGUCCUUCAAAGCAAGGAUCUCGUAAGAAAAGAACAUAUAUCUUUACGUCAGGUGUUGUUACUAGAUCCAGAAUAAAAGAGAUGCUCAUGAAAACUAGGCAACAAUCCAAGUGUUAUUUCACACCCGAGACUCGUGGACAGUCUGUAAUUGAGAAAUUCAAUGCUGGCCCAGUGAAGCCAAAGAAGAAACAGAACAAGUUAAGUCUUAACAAUACUCUAGCGGAAAGUAAGAAGGAAUCAUCAAACACAGGACGAGUGAUUGUUGGUGACAAGAGAAGACAGAGUGCUCUAGAAGGACAACUAACUAAUGAUUCACCUCAACCAUCUAAAAGACAAAGUUUGCAAGGUAAAGUUAAACCAGCUGUUCAGGAAGCUGUGCAGCGUAUGAAUAAUGCUGAUGAUUUAGCGUGCAAUCCAAGAGAAACACAUUUGGAUGGGGGCGUAGACAUCGGAAUAGAAUUUACUCACAGACGGACAAGAUCAAAGAGAAGAAGCAGUCUUCAGUGUGCACAACGUCCAAAGGAUAGGGAAGAUUUGUUUUCCGGUGCAAUGUCAUCAUUUGAAGAUGCUCAUCGGCUGCCUUGCAAGAAGCAGGAUGCAUGUUCUCCUCCUGCCAAAGGAACCUUGGGUUCACCAACGGUUGAUGGUACUCCUGAAAACUUGCAAAAACCAUCUACUAGGGAAGAGAUUACUCCGGUUGGUUUUAAAACUCCAAGUGCAGUAUCGCCAAUAUGUAUGGGUGAUGGGUAUCACACACCAUCUUGCAAAAAGAAGAUAUUACUAAAGUAUGAGGUCACUGGCUUGAUUGCUAAUGAUGAUAGAUAUAGUUCUCCCUUUAAAGGCUUGAGGCAGAGAAGAGAUAUGAAAAAUGUCUGUGUUUUGUUCAGCCAGCACUUGGAUGAUGAUAUUGUUAGGCACCAGAAGAAGGUUUUGUCUUGUCUUGGUGUUGCAGUGGCAUCUACAAUUUCGGAGGCCACACACUUUGUAGCAGAUUCAUUUACACGCACAAGAAAUAUGCUAGAAGCAAUUGCUAAUGCAAAACCAGUGGUUACACCCUUGUGGCUUCAGAGCUGUGGACAAGCUAAUUGUUUCAUUGAUGAGAAAAAUUAUAUCCUUCGUGAUGCUAAGAAGGAAAAGGAAUUAAAUUUCAGCAUGCCAAAGUCACUGGCACAUGCAAGUCGUUACCCUCUUUUAGAGGGUAAAAGAGUCUUCAUUACACCAAAUGUAAAACCAGGAAAAGAAGUAAUUUCAGGCUUGGUUAAGGCUGUUCAUGGUCUGGCUAUAGAAAGGUUGGGUAGAUCCAUGUCAAGUGACGAAAAGCUCAUUGAUAACCUGUUGGUGUUAUCUUGUGAAGAAGAUUUCAGUGUCUGUGUGCCAUUGUUGGAAAAAGGAAUUGCUAUUUAUAACUCGGAGCUGUUACUGAAUGGAAUAAUCACUCAAAGGCUGGAAUAUGAAAGAUAUCGUCUGUUUGUGUCUCAAGUAAAGAAAACUCGAUCUACAUUGUGGCUGAAGAAGGGUGCUGAACAAUUCAUUCCGGUGACCAAAACCAAGUAGAAUGCCCGUCUCACUAAACAUGUAAAUCCUUGUACCCUUUUGUCGAACCAUGUUGUUUACUUCUAGUGUAUAAUGUAACCUGUUUUUUAAAAUCUAGUUACAGUAUCAGCAUUUCAGAUGCGGUUGUAAUCAUUUGUAAUCCAUCUCCAAUACCAUGCAACCAGACCAUUCCGGCCCCUGGCUCCCUCUUAUAUCAAUACUCCCGCGUUUUGCGUUUACUCGUUACAAAUACAGGAUGAUGUAAAUGGCAUUAUCAGAGUGAUUACAUCGGUGUAUUAUUCUCUAAGUUGAAGAAUUUGUCCCUGCUUCAUCUAAAUCAUCCCCGUACCUUUUUCUCCUUAGAGGUUUAUACACCCUCAAAAAUGAGAUUGGAAAUACUUUAUUUCCAUUCAGUUUAUUAUUUACGCGUCGAUUUAAAUCGUGAGAGUUUUUUAGUUAAAGUGUAACAAGCAAAUUGUACUGACGGAUAAAAUUGUUUUUUCCAAUUUUUGUUUCAUCUACAUUUUCUGGAUGCCGAUGAAAUAUCUCAAUUUUGGAUUUACUAGUUCUUGAGGGCGUCUUGGGAGAUAGCUCACCAUCACCAAAAUAUUCUAGGAUCCAGCAGCGUCUGGGAGCAAUCAAGUGGUCGGUUCAUGUGUAUUUUAAGUUCAUUUUGAGGCUUGUUUUUGAAAUGGUUAAAUACUCAUUUCUCAAAUUAGUACGGAAGGACCAAAAAUGCGCUGAGUACCUAUUCUUUUAUAUAUUUUAUGUUACAAGAGAAUUAUGCUUAAAAGAAAA
Molecule: messenger RNA, 4115 nt
Organism: Amaranthus tricolor (Joseph's coat)
Lineage: Eukaryota; Viridiplantae; Streptophyta; Magnoliopsida; Caryophyllales; Amaranthaceae
Exons: 8
Coding region: 267-3338 (1023 amino acids)
Source: RefSeq, a predicted model, not a curated record